Molecule: messenger RNA, 726 nt
Organism: Phycomyces blakesleeanus NRRL 1555(-)
Lineage: Eukaryota; Fungi; Mucoromycota; Mucoromycetes; Mucorales; Phycomycetaceae
Exons: 5
Coding region: 1-726 (241 amino acids)
Source: RefSeq, a predicted model, not a curated record
AUGGCUUCCACCAUGAAAUUUGCAAAAAACAUAUUGGAAUUUAAUUCGCCGCAAUGGAUCCUUAGGGACCAGAUAGAGUUAUUCCAUGCUAGUAGAAAGCUCACGAUUUGUGGUUCGGUAGAAUCAAAAUGUCGCACCUCUAAAAUUAGCGUCAAGGCUGUCCACGCUGUCCUGCCAGGCUGUCCCUAUCUCCAAUUGCACCAUAUGUUUCAAGACCACAACAUCUCCAUAAAAUCUGGUGAAGCCGUCUCGGAUGCUACUUCGCGUGCUAUUGCUGCUAAUAAUUGCCUCACCUCUGAUUUCAGUCUCAGAAUAGAUCUACUGGUUCAUAAUCCUUGCUACAAUAUUCACAAUGAGCACUGCUGUAUUAAAUUUAAGAGACAAGACGCUAGGACGGGACUCUUAACAUCUCAACAAUCAAAAUCUAUUCGUAUCAAUGGCGCCAUCCUGAAUGAUUUAAUAGUCAAGACAAACGCAGAUGAUAUAUACUUAGCUUAUAUAGAUUUUUGGGGUAGUGAUGGGUAUAUCGCUGGCAUGAAGCUAUUUGAGAAUCUAGCCCUCUGUGUCUUCAAAGAGAAGCGUAAGUACGAGACAGUUGACAUCAGCCGCCUAUCCACUCCUAUAUGCCUCAGCCCUGAAAGAGUACCCGAAAUGGAGCCAUUAAAUAUGUAUUACUCUCCUAAAUUUGCAGAACUUCAUUCAGCAUUCUAUCAACUGUUUCCCUAA